CUUGGCGCACGAAUUUGCAUGGCGCGCCUGGGGCUGGCUGGGCCUGGGCCUGAGCUUCCAUCCUGGCAGGACAUCAUUGCAGACCGUCGCGUGUCUCUCUUUGUUUUCUUCUUGACAUCACUUAACCCGCUCUCCACCCGCCGAAUGGUUCUGCCUUGAGUCGCCUGCCGACUCAUCCUCGGGGGCUGUCACCAGACGUCAGCACUAGAACUGUCGCGUGCCACUGACAGAGGCCUCGACUGCGACUGCGACCGCCGCCACCACCGCCAUGGAACCCUCGACAGCAACAACAAAAGACCAGCCGGUCCCGGCCGCUGCGACGAGCCGGCUGUCCAUCUCGACGGGCCAGUCGGUCAAGGAUGCGCGAGACCUGGCGGCCAUGGGCCACGACGAGGCCCUCUCGCGCAAGUUCAGCGUCAUCAGCAUGCUGUCCCUGGCGUUCUGCGUGCUGGGCACCUGGUCGACAUUUGCGCAGGGCCUGUCCUCGGGCCUCGAGAACGGCGGGCCCAUCACGAUCCUCUGGGGCCUGGUCCUCGUGCUCGCGUGCAACCUGUGCAUCGCGCUGUCCCUGGGCGAGAUGUGCAGCAGCAUGCCCACCGCCCUCGGCCAGGCGUACUGGAUCUCGGCCCUGCUACAGGGGCGCAAAGGCGCGCGGCUGCUGUCGUACGUGUGCGCCUGGGUCAACACCUUUGGCUGGUGGACGCUCGCGGCGUCGCAGAUUGCCUUUAUGACCGAGUUCCUGCUCGGGAUGAAGGUCCUGUUCGACAACGAGUGGGAGGGCGCGGGCGAGGGUUGGCUCCAAUUCGUCAUCUACCUGGCCAUCACUGCGUUCCUGACCUUCCUCAACCUCGUCCUCUGCCGGCGCGACCCGGUCCUGCCCAUGUUCAACAACUUUGUCGGCAUCUGCUUCGUCGGCUUGUUCUUCGUCUUCAUCCUCGCCAUGGUCAUCUCGGUAGGGGUCAAUGCCAGCGGCGACCUCGCCUUCCAGCCCGCCAGCUUCGUCUUCACCACCUGGAUCAACCAGACGGCCUGGAGCGACGGGGUCACCUGGUUCACGGGCCUCGUGCAGGCUGCGUACGGUCUGACGGCAUUCGAUGCGGCCAUCCAUCUCGCCGAGGAGAUUCCCGCGCCUCGUAAGACUAUCCCAAGGGUCCUUUGGCUGUCAGUAACGCUCGGAGCAAUCAGCGGAUGGAUCUUCAUGGUCGCUUGUCUUUUCGUCAUCCAGAGUCUGGACGAUGUUCUGGACCCUUCCACUGGCCUGCCGUUCAUGGACCUCGUAGUCAAGUCCGUUGGCCUGCAAGGUGGUUCUGUCCUGCUCGCCCUCUUCAUCUUCAAUGGUCUGGGCCAGGGAGUCAGCAUCAUGACCACCGCGUCUCGUAUGACCUGGGGCUUCGCCAGGGAUGGUGGCCUCCCUUUCAGUCGGUAUUUCGCCCACGUCGACCCCGUGUGGAAAGUCCCCGUCCGCGCGCUGUGUCUGCAGGGCGUGCUCAUCGGGCUCAUCGGCGUGCUCUACACCUUCGCGAGCACCGUCCUCGAAGCCAUCCUGAGCGUUAGCACCAUCGCCCUGACCAUUUCGUACGCGCUGCCGAUCGUCGCGCUCGUGAUCGCCGGGAGGGAUAAGUUACCUCCAGGCGGGACCUUCAGCCUUGGAAAGACAUUCGGGCCCGUCGCCAACUACGUCUCGCUCGUGUACUGCGCCGUCACGACGGUCUUCUUCUUCUUCCCGGGCGACCCGGACCCGGCGCCCGAGGACAUGAACUACGCCAUUGCCGUGUUUGGCAUCAUGCUCGUCGUGGCUGGGGCGUUCUGGCUGGUCAGGGGGCGGCGCGAGUACUUGCGGGUUGCAGGCGCAGGGGAUCGCAGUCUCGUGGUAGAUUCUCGUGUGCAAGGGCCCGCGUACGUGCACGGCGAGGGCAUUGUAGCAAAGGAGGACAGCUAAAUGUCUGGACGUUCACAAGCCAGAGACAGGACGGGGCUCUCUUGAAGCACGCAAAGCGAUGAGUCAUAUCGCUGCAGUGAUAUAGGCAUUGCUUGAAGCAAAAAUACACAAGAAUUUUAAACCUAGCACUCGGCAAGGGC
Molecule: messenger RNA, 2079 nt
Organism: Microdochium trichocladiopsis
Lineage: Eukaryota; Fungi; Ascomycota; Sordariomycetes; Xylariales; Microdochiaceae
Product: putative amino acid permease family protein
Exons: 1
Coding region: 269-1939 (556 amino acids)
Biological process (GO): transmembrane transport
Cellular component (GO): membrane
Molecular function (GO): transmembrane transporter activity
Source: RefSeq, a predicted model, not a curated record